GGGAGGUCGGAAGCCCGGCGGGGUGGGAACCCUGGGGCAGUGGCUGUCCGGAGUCUAGGCGACGGGGCGAGACUGGGCCGGUAGGUGGCAGGAGGGGGCCGAGCCGAAGCCGGCGAGAACGCCUGGCCCGGAGGCCCCCAUCCUGGCGUACCCGUCCCGGCUCAGGAGGAGGAGGAGGAUGAUCUCCAGAUACGCUCGGAAGGCCGUGCCGCAGAGCUUGGAGCUGAAAGGAAUAACAAAACAGACUCUCAAUCAUCAUCCUUUCCCAGAGCAACUAGAUGAAACUUCCUCUGCCAGUGACAGUCAUGAAAAAGACACAAGUUCCCAAAGUGAAUCUGACGUCACCCAAGAAUCACCUUUUACAUCAGCUGACACUGGGAAUUCAAGGUCUGCUUUUCCAAGUUAUACAGGCACAGGGAUCUCUACAGAAGGCAGUUCGGACUUCUCCUGGGGAUAUGGUGAACUUGACCAAAGUGCCACUGAGAACGUCCAGGCGAUGUUCACAGCCAUUGAUGAGGUCCUGUAUGAGCGAAAGCUGAGUGUGCACACGAGGAGUCUCCAUGACGAGUGCCAACAGUGGACAUCCAGCUUUCCCCACCUCAGGAUUCUGGGUAGGCAGAUAAUUACUCCAAGUGAAGGUUAUGAAUUAUAUCCUAGAUACCCUUCUGGUGUUUCAAUUUCACAUGAAGCAGUCCUGUCUCAAGAAAGAGAUUUUAUUAUAUAUGGUAUAAGGGGGAAAAGGUUACAGUUUUCAUCUUCUUAUGCUGAUAAAGCAUCUUCUAUUGCCAAAUCCCCUGGCUUAUGUGCUAUGGAAACAGAAAAGGAAGAUUGUAUAAUCUUCUCAGAAGGAAUAAUCGAGGAAUACCUAGCUUUUGACCACACAGAUAUGGAAGAGAGAUUUCAUGAAAAGAAGUCAGAAGCAGCUGCAGAGAAACAGAAGUUAGGGUACCCUCCCAUUGCUCCAUUUUACUGCAUGAAAGAGGAUGUCCUUGCUUAUGUGUUUGACCAAGUGUGGAGCAAGGUUGUGGCCUGUUUGGAGCAGUUGACACGUAGUCACUGGGAGGGAUCCGCUUCUGAUGAUGAGAGUAAUUUUGGAACCACCAGACUGGAUAUGGAAAGUCCCUGUGUGCUGAAUGAACCACAUCCUUUGGUGUUACCACGAGUGCCACAGUCUAAGAUGCUGUCCAUUACCUCAAAUCUGAUGAGUUUCUGUCAAGCAAGUGGUCACCAGCCAAAUGUGAAUGGUCUCUUGGUUCAUGGGAUGCCUCUACAGCCAAGAAAUCUCUCCCUAAUGGACAAGCUCCUAGAUCUUGAUGACAAGCUACUUAUGAGGCCUGGGUCCAGUACCAUCCUUCCAACUCGAAACUGGUCAAACCGAGCCCUGGAGCUUGGCACAUCAUCUAUGUUACAUACUGUACAGUCUGCCAGGAGACGUAAUCCCCCACCACGUACCCUUCAUCCGAUCGGCACAAGCCAUUCCCGCACUGGAACUCCAAGACCUGCGGAAGAAAUUCUCAGAGGAUCCCGAGCCCCAGUGGCAGCCAACUCAUUCUCUCCCUCGCCAAUGCCCUUGGGUCGAAAUAAUCUGCUGCCACCUAUUGACACAGCUGAAGUGGAGUAUCUGAGCACUGCGAGGCCACAAAGGCAAUCGAAACCCCAUGCCCAAGGGGAUCCCAGUCGAGCUAGAAGUGCAAUGAUAGACGAACCUACCCACCAGCAGCCCCUGGAGAGGAUUCUUUUACCUGACUUCUCCAGACCCAACACAACUCAGUCAUUUCUGCCAGAUACAAAGUAUCAUCAGGCAUGCACAGUUGAGUAUCCUCAUCAGGCCCGACCUGGUAGGGGAGCCACAGGUACAGGUUCACAGUUACAUGGCUCUACAAAACCUCAAAGCAGGGGUGGAUCAGUCUCUAGAACCAGACGAGGACCAUGGAGCAAAUGAGAAGAAUCUAUGAGGCUACAGCAAACACGUGAGAUAUCAUGAAUCAGUGUUCAGUCACUGAGGGAGUAGACCUUGAGUCUUGACAAGAUCAGCUUGAGUGUAUCUUCAUGAA
Messenger RNA from Fukomys damarensis (Damara mole-rat), 2054 nucleotides. RefSeq names its product family with sequence similarity 149 member B1 (gene Fam149b1). The transcript has 14 exons. NCBI's taxonomy places the organism in Eukaryota, Metazoa, Chordata, Mammalia, Rodentia, Bathyergidae. The coding region runs from base 179 to 1942 and encodes 587 amino acids. Gene Ontology annotation, biological process: protein localization to cilium; cilium assembly. The record is from RefSeq and is a predicted model, not a curated record.